Molecule: messenger RNA, 2786 nt
Organism: Perognathus longimembris pacificus (Pacific pocket mouse)
Lineage: Eukaryota; Metazoa; Chordata; Mammalia; Rodentia; Heteromyidae
Gene: Lins1
Product: lines homolog 1
Exons: 7
Coding region: 528-2774 (748 amino acids)
Source: RefSeq, a predicted model, not a curated record
GCGAACACGUGUGCUGUCAUCGAGGAGAUGAGCACAAGAGGACCUGAGACGAGUUAGAGAAACAAAUUAAGGGGGUCGAAUUUGACUCCAGACGGAGAGAGACCGUGUUAGGUAGCCGGGAAAGGCCUUCCAAGAAAGUUGACAGUUGAGCAGCAGUCUUGAAAGACGCAGAGCUAGCAAAGCCAAAGACCUGGGCAAGGAAAUUUGCAGGUAGGGCAACUCCUCUGGUGUUGGGAUACGUUUUGCUGCCCGCAGGGACUGAACAGCAUCCUGAAAGCUCCCAGACUGGACACCCCCAUUGCUAGCACUUGGAAUCCUGCAUGACUUGGGGUCUCAGCCCUGAGAUCUCCUGAGUCCCCUCCUGAACCCCUUUACCCGAGGUAGCCCUGCGAUUGGGACAUCACCAGAGCUGAAGCACACAUAGCUUUACUGACGAAACAGCUGAAAGAUGUGUGCUACUUCUUAGCCCUCAGUAUAUACAGCUUGUAGUUGUCAACCUUCUUUCCAAAUACACUGGCGAAACCAACAUGGAAGCAUUCUAUGAAGUCCUAGGACAGUUAUACCAGAAAGUGCUUGCUGGCGCUCCACUUGACAGGGCAGUCCAGGAUUAUGCCUUUUAUCUCAACCCAGCUUUCUCAGAUCCUCUUUGCUCUAUAUCCCCCUCCUUCGAAUGGUCCAACUCAGAGCAUACACAGGGCAAUCACAAGCUGUCCCCUGUUAUGCUGACUGCCAUUCCUGCCCCGCCUGCGUGUGUGGAGAGCCUCGCCCAGGAAGUGAUGCUCCUUCAGUUAACUGUGAUCAAAAUGAUCAUAACCAGGACAGCAUCCCUCCGCACAGAGACCAACGCAAAGGAGAAAUACAGAGAUGUAAUUCGAAUGCUUUUACAAUCAGCCGAAAUAGAUUCUAAAAUCAUCUGCAUGCUCCAAAGUCCGGAUAAAUUAUUGUCUCACAUGGCUGCCCAGUGUCUGGCAAUGCUUCUCUAUUUCCAGUUGAGAGAGAAGAUACCAUUAAGUAACUCCUGGAUUACUUUUUGCCAAAAAACCCUUUCUGAAUACCCCGAGAGUGGUGCAGUAUUACAUUGCCUCUGGACUCUUACGGCUGUAAUCAAGGAAGUCUUUAAAGACACAUGUCCACAAAAAACAGAAAUUCUGAAGCAAUUCUUGACUCCUUUUGAUACAACUCUGGAAGUAUUCUACAGUUCCUUACUUUCUCAGCAUUUUGAAAACUGCCAGGAGCCUUCUGAAAUAAUAAACAGCUUGAUAUGUUUCCUAGAAUUGCUUGAACUUCUCAUAGCCUCUAGAAGCUUCCAGGAGUUACAUUUGAGGAGCCAAAGGAUUGUGUUUUUGAAACCUUGUGUUAUCAACGUUCUCACCUGGCCUGUCCAGGCUUUUGUCAAAAGGAAGUUGAUCAUGUUCAUCAAAAAGUGCCUUAUCCGAAAAGUGGGGGAAGAUCUCUGCCGAGGACCUGUGCCCGCCUCAGUGGCCCCAGACAGUCUUCUAGACAUGGACACGCUGGCUUUAGCUAAGGCUGUUUUGCAAGCUGUGCAUCUGGGAUUGUUGAAGACAUUCUCUGUUCCUGGAAAGCGUUCCUGCUUUGGAGGUGAUGAGAUUCAGCCUGGAUGCAGACAUACUUCCGGUCCAGAUCACGUGAUCCUGAGAGCAGCAAGCUUACUUACAGUGAAAUCCUUAGAAAUCAAGUUCCAAAACUGCACUUCAGCAAAUGAAAUGAGAGCUGACUUACAGAGGUUCAUGUCCAAGUUACUGGCCUUCCUAAAGCCUCAGCUUCAGCCGGGUCUGCAAGAACGCAAUCCAUGCGAGUGGCUGUCCAGGGUCUUCAUCGAGCAAGACGACGACAUGCUGGAGGCCGCCAAAGCAUCCCUGGGCAUCUACCUGAAGCUGACCAGAGACUUUGAUGCUACUGAAAGUUUGACCCAAGAAAAGGAAACCUGGACACAUCACACACAUGAAAAUGGCUAUAAUCCUCACUGUGUUUUCCUGUUCUUCUUCAGAAGUAUAGGGUUUGAUUGUACCGUUCUUCUGGACUUCUUGAUUUCCUCAGAGACCUGUUUUCUUGAGUACUUUGUUAGGUAUUUAAAAUUACUUCAAAAGGACUGGGAUCACUUCUUCACAGUUUGCAAGUUCUUUGAUGCAUCAGAAUAUCAGCAUGGCAUAAAUAACCAUGGUCAGUUUCCCUCAGGGGUCCAAGACAAAAGCACCAAACAGACAGCACCUCAUUGUUUGAGUGCUUCUCAAAACCAUUCCAAUGUUUGCUCUGGAGUCUUGAGGCCAUCUGAUGAUUGUCCUGAGCUGCUGGCUGAGGCUGUGACCGCCAAGCGUACCCACCCCAGAACCGAUUACCCCCUGCCUCCAUCCCAGGCUUCGCGAAGUCUGGUGGCUUAUGACAGCUCCGAUGAUUCUGAGGCAGAAUCCACAGACCAGUGUAUAGCUCACAAUGAGCCCAUAUCUGUACUCCAAGAAGCAGUUAUGAAAAUUCAAGACUCAACUGGAAACAGUAGGGAUCCAAAUGAACUUAGUCUGCAGCCUCAGUCAGCACUGCUGGUUCUAAAGGGAUCUUCUUUUCCCUCUUCCCUUGAUCAUGAACUAAGCCCAGAUAAUACUGUCCUGGAAGUGGGGAUAUUUCACAGAAUAGUGAGAUGCUUUGAAGAGCUACAGCAUGCCAUCUACCGUUUGCAAAAAAGAAAUCUCUUCCCAUAUAAUCCAGCUGCACUUUUGCGAUUGUUAAAACAUAUAGAGGAUAUGUAUAAUAAAGUGUGAAUCUUAUUUCUA